AUGCUUGCUCCUCCUGGCGCCACCCCGCCCAAGUUGAAAAGAUGCCUUGCCGAACUCCUUCGCACGUGCGUGCAUCCACCCUUACUGCUCCUCCGAGUCGAACACGUAUUUGGGAAAGCGCAGGCGGGUAGCCAUAGAAACGCAGUCGUCGAUCGUGACGACGAACAAGAAGAGAACCACCAAGAUCAAAUUCUCAUCACGACCGGCGAUGACCACAACAACGAAGCUGCUCAAGAAUUUGACUCUCGGUGUUUUCGUCUUGCCCUCUCAGAUGGCCAUCUCCAGAUUCAGGCCUUACUAGCCCCAGACCUCCUCGGUACGGCAAGGGAGCUCUUGGAAUUGCAGCGAGGGGACCUCAUUGAGGUGGACAAGUUCCAGGUGAGGAGCGCGCCGCGACUGAAGGGGAAAGGUCGAGUGGUUUAUUUGGGGAUACAAGAUUGCGAAUGGGUGGGUCAGGGCAGGGAGAAUCUAGAAAAAUCGGGAGGCGACGGACUUGAACUUGAAGAAGGCGGCUUCUUCCGUGAGAAGGAGCAGAACGAAAUGUUACCCAGAAAGCAAGACUUGACUGACGGUUCAGACAAAAGCAAGUCUAAGGGCAGAGACUUUGGCAACCGCGACAACAAAGCGCAUGGGUCGAAGGGGACGCAGGGCAAGUCAAAAUCAUCCAAACCUACGCAGCAGGUAUCUCGGAAUGCGUCAGAAUAUGAGUCAGAUGGCGAUGAAGGGUUCGGUACGAUCCUUGUGUCUCAGUCACAGCUCAAGCUGCGUAGGGAAACACUCCGCCAGAUCGAGCAACAGCCUUCUACUGAUGAGGUUACUGUGAACCGACUACAGCCACAAGGAGAGAACAUUCACGCCGAGACACGAGGCAGUUUCACAACCACAUCACCCCCGCCCACGUCAAAUCACUCCCUUCAAGACACCACAGCGGAUGACGGAGAACGAGCUAUCCAUGAAGACAGGGUGGCAGAGGCCGACAAUCAGAAUGCCCUUCCCGACCACCAUCCAACCGACCUCGCAGUCUCGACUUCUCAUUCCGCUUCGCUUCAUCCAUGUGGCGACCACAGCACCCGCCCCACCAGCACGACAUCUAUACCUCCAACAAUUGUCGGCCUCUCUUCCCUCCUUUCCCUUCCCACUCAGAAAAACUACACCUGCACCGUCCUCGCCAUCAUAUCCUGGGUAUCUCCCUCGCUGAUCCGCCGCCCGAACACGCCCUUCCCGCCGAAACGGCACAUCAAGAUUCACGACCCAUCCAUAUCGCACCGCACCUCCGGUAUCACUGUCUCGGUAUUCGUGGACGCGCAGAAAUUUCUCCCGGUCGUAGGUACGGUGGCUCUAUUCAGGGGCUUAGUAAUGCAUAGAGUCAGAGCAACAGGCUACCACGCCGAGGGCGAAGGAGGAGGGGACGUGAUCUUGAACAAAUACCCCCCCUCGAAGACGUGGAGCCAGGCUCAGAGAGCAGCGGAAACUGCUGAGGGUGGAGAUGAGUCUGGCGACGCCGCCGCUGGCGAUGGGAAAGCGGACCGACAACGAGAAGCGGACGGAGGCGAAUGGUUCAUCUGUGACGAGACCAGGCUGAUCCAGAUGGGCUUCGACGUGCAAGCGCUCAAGACGUGGUGGGGGCAGAGGGCUGCCGCGAGGACAGGGAAGGGGCAGGGACUAGCAGCAAAAAAAGCAAGCGAACCUGCCUCGGUGGAUGCGAGAGAGGAUGCCUGA
Cladophialophora psammophila CBS 110553 is the source of this 1719-nucleotide messenger RNA. RefSeq lists its product as uncharacterized. The coding region runs from base 1 to 1719 and encodes 572 amino acids. Lineage: Eukaryota; Fungi; Ascomycota; Eurotiomycetes; Chaetothyriales; Herpotrichiellaceae. The transcript has a single exon. The record is from RefSeq and is a predicted model, not a curated record.